Messenger RNA from Ipomoea triloba (trilobed morning glory), 1539 nucleotides. RefSeq names its product UDP-glycosyltransferase 75C1-like. Gene Ontology annotation, molecular function: UDP-glycosyltransferase activity. Lineage: Eukaryota; Viridiplantae; Streptophyta; Magnoliopsida; Solanales; Convolvulaceae. The record is from RefSeq and is a predicted model, not a curated record. The transcript has a single exon. Bases 49 to 1434 code for a protein of 461 amino acids.
UAGAAAUAUACAUUUGUGAUUCAAUUCUUGCCCAUUCAGAGAGCCAAGAUGAGAGACGACUGCCAUGUCCUUCUGGUGAUAUAUCCAGGGCAAGGCCAAAUCAAUCCAUGUUUACAGUUUGCUAAGCGCCUUGUUAACUUGGGAGUUCGUGUCACUUUCUCAACCACUCUCUUCGCUAUCCGCCGCAUAUCUACUCGCUCGACGAUACCCGGCAUAGAUUUCGCCCCCUUUUCCGAUGGCUACGAUGAGGGCUACAAAGGCACUGCUGAUGGGUUCUGCCACAUGUACGAUUCCGUCAAGGCUAGAGGGUCGGAAUAUGUGGCUAGCCUUGUCAAGGCCAAGGCUGAGGAGGGUGCUCCGUUUACCCAGAUUAUCUUUACAACACUUAUGGCAUGGGUUGGGGAAGUUGCCCGGAGUCUUCAAGUCCCGGCCACACUUCUUUGGACUCAACCGGCCACGGUUUUGGAUAUCUAUUACUAUUAUUUCUCUGGUUACCAGGAUUUGUUUAGAAGUUGUGGUGGGAAUGGAGUGGUUGAGUUUCCUGGGUUGCCGGCCCUUGCUCCAACUGAUUUCCCUUCUUUUAUGUUCUCCAAGACAACAACCAAUGUUUUGGAUUGGGCUAUCCAGGGCAUGAAAGAUCAGAUUGAUCUGAUUAACAGUGAAGAGAGCCCCAAAAUUCUAGUCAACACUUUUGAUGACUUGGAGGUUGAUGCUUUGAGGGCUAUAAAGAAACUGACACUGAUUGGGAUUGGCCCUUUGGUUCCUUCUGCGUAUUUGGAUGGGAAAGAUCCUUAUGAUACCUCGUUUGGAGGUGACUUGCUAGAAAAGUCCGAUGACUAUGUUGAAUGGUUGGACUCUCAGCCUAAGGGUUCUGUGAUUUACGUAGCGUUUGGUAGUUACUCUGAUCUUCCAAACGCGAUGAUGGAAGAGAUUGGUCAAGGACUUGUUCAGAGUAAAAUGCCAUUUUUGUGGGUGAUUAGGGAGACGCUGACUGGUGUUCGAAAGCCUGAAGAAAAUUUGAGGUGCAAGGAGGCAUUGGAGAAGCAAGGGAAGAUAGUUCGUUGGUGUACGCAAGUAGAGGUUCUGCAACACCCGGCUAUAGGGUGUUUCUUGACUCAUUGCGGAUGGAAUUCGACGAUAGAAAGUUUGGUUUUGGGGAUGCCAAUUGUGGCCUUCCCAUUGUGGAGUGACCAAAUUUGCAACGCGAAGCUCAUUCAAGAUGUUUGGAAAAUUGGGAUGAGAGUGAAAGCUAAUGAAGAAGGCAUUGUUGAAGCUCGUGAGCUGAAGAGGUGCGUUGAAUGUGUGAUGGGAGAGGAAGGAGCUGAGCUGAGAAAGAAUGCUAUGAAAUGGAGAGAAUUAGCUAAGAGUUCCAUGAAAGAAUAUGGAUCUUCAUAUUUGAAUCUUAAAGCUUAUGUAAAUGACAUUCUUCUUUAAGUAAUAUUAAUUAUUAAGAAUGCUCAUUUCCAAUUGAGAGCUCGAUUAGCUUGUCCCAAAGUUGCCGUGUGUACCUUUACUUUGCUAAAGAUUACUUUAUCUAAA